AUUAUCUUUUAACGAAACCCGAUUGUAAACAUUGGCUCUUCCACUUUGGGAAAUCUUUCGAUUUUAUCUUGGAGAGGCACCUUUCGGGGCAAUAUUUUCACAAUUCAAGAACAAGCAGAUGAAGUGAGUUAAAUAGAUGCAGAUUUAUGGUAAUUUAGCGUAUUACUGAAAGAGUCUUGACUGUCUAAUGUCGGUCUGACUGCGCCUUUAUUAUUUAUACGGUCACAAACCCGGAAUCCAGCGGACUAUACCGUUCAUUGAAGACAGUCAAUGGUACCUCCUGGACCUGCUGAUGAUUGAAGUCACCUGGAUCUCAAGCAGCUGUAACUGUGGCUGCAUUAAUCAUGUUAGAUGUGGAGGUUGUACCUGGUCGUUCCCUUGGCAGCGAGCAAUGGGAAUUUGUCCUGGGAAUGACUUUCACGCAAGCGGUGAAUAUUCUACGGAGACAGUACAGGAUCAUUAAAGAUGUCCAGGUCAUAUAUUGUGAAUCGGUUCCUCUCACGCUGGAUCUGGUGCUGAAUCUAACACAGGACGGGAUCAAACUGAUAUUUGAUUCCUUUAACCAGAGGCUUAAGAUAAUCGAGAUAUAUGAUCUUCACAAGAUCAAGCUAAAGUACUGUGGGAAGCACUUCAACUCUCCGCUCGUCUUGCCGACCAUCGAGCAGAUAGAUGGCUCCUUUGGUGCCACCAAGCCGGCCGUCUACGACGCAGCCCAGCAGCUCUUCACCAUCAACUUCAGGGGUCUGUCCUUUCUAUUCCCCAUCCCGGCUGAUGCCAAGUUUGAGCAACCGAGCGUGCAUGGUCUAGGCUCUAUACCGCUACCCAGCAAGACAUCGGUGCAAGUCAGCCGCAUCUACAUCUACGGUGGCAGCAAUCCUCAGGAAUCAAAAGCGCCACCCAUACCCAGCAGCUGCUUCUGUGGGAAUGUGUUCUGUGAGUACACAGAGACACUGGAGCAAGAUGGCGUUCCACUCGGUCUGAAAUUUCAUCUCUUGGUCGAUGCCUCAGGCCAGAGCAGAUCACCAGACGCCAAGCGGCAGGCUGUAGUGAGGACAGUGACAUUUGGAGACUCCUGUCAGGAUGUCAUGAGCAGUCUGGGAGCCCCAAACAAGAUCUUCUUCAAAUCAGAAGAUAAGAUGCGGAUUCAUUCUAGAUCAUUCCACAAGGAUCAACCCCGGACCUCGGACUACUUCUAUAACUACUUCACCAUUGGAGUCGACAUCUUAUUUGAUGCUUCUACUCACUGUGUCAAGAAGUUCAUCUUGCAUGCAAACUUUCCUGGUCACUACAACUUCAACAUCUAUCAUCGAUGUAACUUUGAGAUUCUCCUCCCCAACACGAGGUUCAACAGGGAAGACGAGCACAACGAGAGCCCUCUCUCCAUCACAACAUUCACCAAGUGGGACACACUGAACCAUCGACUAAUACGCUCCACUCAGAAACCAGUGGUUCUCAACAGAGCCUCAGCCAUGAAUACAACCAAUCCGUUUGGAUCAACGUUCUGCUACGGAGUACUCAACCUUAUAUUUGAGGUGAUGCCCAAUAACCAUCUAGCAUCAGUCACUAUGUAUGACCCAACAGUAGCUUCAAUGGAGACUUUGGACUGAGGGAGCCUUAGACCUGGUCUAUAUUAAA
Molecule: messenger RNA, 1635 nt
Organism: Strongylocentrotus purpuratus (purple sea urchin)
Lineage: Eukaryota; Metazoa; Echinodermata; Echinoidea; Camarodonta; Strongylocentrotidae
Gene: c16orf70
Product: UPF0183 protein C16orf70 homolog
Exons: 14
Coding region: 345-1607 (420 amino acids)
Biological process (GO): Golgi to plasma membrane protein transport
Cellular component (GO): synaptic vesicle membrane; dendrite; trans-Golgi network
Source: RefSeq, a predicted model, not a curated record